AUGUCACCUGCAAAGCGAAAGUUGGGAUCUCUUUGAAAAUUCCCGAUUUUGACUUAUUUGCGUUAAAAAUGGAACUAGUUAAUAAUUAAUUUAGUCUUUCAUAUAUGAUAAACAUUGACAUUUCAUAAGAUGGCUGCUGCAUCUGUUCUUCCUUCAACGAGAAGUGAACUUGACCUGUUUCUGAAAGGCGACAAACUUGGGCAGAAAUUUCAUGAAUUAUUCCAGCUUCCGGAAGAAAAUAACGUCCAGAAAAAGAAGCCAGAUAAAAAGCCAAAGAAAGCGAAACACAAAGUGAAAGAUAAAAAAUCAAAGCGUGAUGCAAGCCCCGAGGAAGUACCUGAGAGUACGGUGACAAAUCUGGAGAUUCCUGGAAAUCCUUCAACGUUCAACGUGUACGCUCUUGUCAGACAGACACUGCUGGAAAAAUGUAUGAAAGAGGCAACAAAGGUCUACCAGAAAAGUACAGGCAAUUUUUCUGACUCAGAAACUGAUGAAGAGAUUGAGGAUAAAAGCAGAGAUGUGGCUGUCAAAAUACCCAAGAUUGUUGGACUUGGGUUAUGUGGUGUGUUUGAGUUGGUUAGAGAGACUCGGGCCAACUACCCAGAGUUAUGUGUGAAGGCAAUGAAAGCACUUUUAGACAUGUUACAAGGACAGCUUCCAGAAAGUAUGAAACAUGAACCAACGGAUGUUGUCGACGGAUUAUUUCAACUUCUGAUGGAUAUAGCUACCAAUUCUGGCCCUGAUUUUGUACAUCAGGGACUAUCUCUGACAUCUCUGGCAUGUUCAGCUUUGAUCAGUUUGGUGAUAGCUCUCGGAGAUACAGGCAAACUGUUAACUGCUGUAGCUGCUCUUCUAAUGAGCACCGGCCCUCUAGCAUCAGAACAUAUUAAGGUACCAGGUAUAUUGACAUCUCUACAGAAGAGUGUACAAGCAGUGUUACAGGGGAAGACACAUCUACCAGACUGGUUUACACAUGGUGUAAAAGAACAAUCUAGACUGUUCUCCUUUACUCUACAAGAUAUACCACAUACAUCAUCUGUAGAUUCACAAGGUAUAUCUGCUAUAACGUCUGAUGGUCGUUACCUGUAUAUACACAAUAAAUAUGGACUAUUCAAAAUAGGCUCAGGCUAUGGUGGAUCAUUAAAGGGUCAUAUUGUAUGCUACAGAGAAAUGUUACCAGCUAAGUCAAGUGUAUGGCUGGCCUAUGCAGGGACAUUGCUGUUAUGUAGAAUAGAUAACUCCUCUCAGCUGUGUACUAUCAACACUGACACACUUGAAGUGGAGAAUCUAUGUGAUAUGGAUGGACAUGGAGUUGCCCCAUGUGCCAUGUUUUGUGAUGGAGAACAUAUAGGACAAAUUACAGCAGCAAAAGAUGACAGUUUUGUAGUACGUAUGUUUGACCCACAUCAAUCUCCUAUGACAGUAGUCAAUGAAUUACCUCUUAAACUGACAAGAAAAUGUGUGGAUGCAUUUGGUGUUGAUAUUUCUGAUCAAAACAAUAGUGAUAGAAGAACAAUAUGUACCGGGUUUGAUGAAGAUAUAGCAUCAAUUACUUCUGGAAAAGAGUUUAGUCUAGUCAGAACAACUGGAGGAAAGGUAUUGUCAAUUCAUGUUGUUUUCAUAGUUUUCUAUUUACA
Messenger RNA from Ruditapes philippinarum (Manila clam), 1637 nucleotides. Its product is annotated as E3 ubiquitin-protein ligase MYCBP2-like. The record is from RefSeq and is a predicted model, not a curated record. The transcript has 12 exons. The annotation marks the transcript as partial. NCBI's taxonomy places the organism in Eukaryota, Metazoa, Mollusca, Bivalvia, Venerida, Veneridae. Gene Ontology annotation, cellular component: nucleus.